Drosophila serrata is the source of this 570-nucleotide messenger RNA. RefSeq lists its product as uncharacterized. Gene Ontology annotation, molecular function: chitin binding. Lineage: Eukaryota; Metazoa; Arthropoda; Insecta; Diptera; Drosophilidae. The record is from RefSeq and is a predicted model, not a curated record. Gene Ontology annotation, cellular component: extracellular region.
AUGCCACUCGAUUCAAAACUCGUAAUAUAUCUGCUAAUACUCGCCGGAGGCGUCACUUUCAUCCAAGGCGUUGACUUCCCGCAGUGUGAAAAUGUGGAGCCCAACACCUUCGUCAUGGCCAUCGAUGAUUGCGCCUCUUACAUUUAUUGCAACGGAGCGGACUCGUUUAGGGACAGUUGUCCGGAGCACACAUACUUUGACGAUGCGACUCAGGAGUGUGCCUUUGACGAUGCCGGAGUCUGUCUCAGAGGAACGGAGACCAUUCUGACAGAAGAGGAGGUAGAGGAGAACGACCUAGCACCAAUGGCCGUUUCACCUGCACCUUUUCAGGAUACCACUCCUGGCCCCUUUACGCAUUCUCCGACUGCCACACCAGUCUAUACGGCAGUUAGUCGUCCGCACUGCGAGCCAGCUGGCGAUGCUGUUCAUCCUCAUCCGCAGCGUUGCGAAUACUACUAUCGAUGCCUCAGCGGUUACCUGACCAUAGUCCGAUGUCCUUACAACUACGGAUGGGACUUUGCAUUGGAGCAAUGCAGGCCGAGCACCGAGGCCCGGUGCUUCAGCUCGUAG